This is a messenger RNA of Coregonus clupeaformis (lake whitefish), 3828 nucleotides long. RefSeq names its product tyrosine-protein phosphatase non-receptor type 12. Lineage: Eukaryota; Metazoa; Chordata; Actinopteri; Salmoniformes; Salmonidae. Gene Ontology annotation, biological process: peptidyl-tyrosine dephosphorylation. The coding region runs from base 320 to 2614 and encodes 764 amino acids. Gene Ontology annotation, molecular function: non-membrane spanning protein tyrosine phosphatase activity. The record is from RefSeq and is a predicted model, not a curated record. Gene Ontology annotation, cellular component: nucleus; cytoplasm. The transcript is spliced from 18 exons.
AUGUGGCAGCUGCGAGUCUGGGAGGGGUGAACCGGUGUUUGGAUAUUUAUAUUCAAGUAACCAUAGCUAGUUUAUAGACAUAGCUUGUGAUAUAUAUUUAGAAACAACAACAACAAAGGAAUCACGACUUUUGUUUGGAUUAUUAUUGUUUAACUCGAAGAGAAUAUGAAAAAGAACAUGUGGCUGUAGGGGAUGUUGAAAUGAUUCUCUGCGAGGAUUCAUAGCCCAAGCUAUUUAUUUUUCUUCGUUUUCCCCACUUUGGAUUUAUUUUACAUACCGUGGGGAAGCCGGAAAAGCCGCCGGACAGCGGGCCAAGAGGAUGGACCAGGCGAAUAUCCUGAGAAAGUUCAUCCAAGGGGUCUGUGCUAUGCGAGAAGGGGACCAGAAAGGAGAGGAUAACUUCGGCAGUGACUUUAUGAGAUUACGAAGAUUAUCGACCAAAUACAGGACAGAGAAGAUCUACCCCACCGUCGUUGGGGAAAAGGAAGAGAAUGUGAAAAAGAACCGCUAUAAAGACAUCCUGCCGUUUGACCACACGAGGGUAAAGCUGACUUUAAAAACAACCAAUCAGGAUGCAGAUUACAUCAAUGCCAGCUUCAUCAAGGGAAUGGAUGGUCCAGAGGCUUACAUCGCUACCCAGGGUCCUCUACCCAACACUGUCAUGGACUUCUGGAGAAUGAACUGGGAGUACAGUGUAGCCGUCAUCGUAAUGGCAUGUCGAGAAUUCGAGAUGGGAAGGAAAAAGUGUGAGCGGUACUUUCCCCUGUUUGGCGAUGAGCCCAUGUCUUUUGGCCCAUUCAGAAUCUCCUGUGAAUCAGAACAGCCUAGAACCGACUAUUUCAUCAGGACCCUGACAGUGGAGCAUGAAAAUGAGACAAGGAGGAUAACCCAGUUCCAUUACAUCAACUGGCCAGACCAUGACGUCCCCUCAUCCUUUGACUCCAUCUUGGAUAUGAUUGGUCUGAUGAGAGAGUACCAGGAGCAUGAUGACGUACCCAUCUGUAUACACUGCAGUGCUGGCUGUGGGAGGACAGGAGCCAUCUGUGCUAUAGACUACACGUGGAACCUACUAAAGGCUGGGAAGAUUCCAGAAGACUUCAACGUGUUCCGGCUGAUUCAGGAGAUGAGAACACAGAGGCAUUCUGCUGUUCAGACCAAGGAGCAGUAUGAGUUGGUUCACAGAGCCAUCUCUCAGCUCUUUGAGAAACAGCUGCAGCUCCUGGAGGGCCCCACCAACUCAGAGAUCCAUGGUGGCAUGGACGAGGGGCUCAGCCCAGAGAGAGCUGGACCCCACUCAGACGAGGAGAGAUGGGACACACCGCCCCCCAAACCACCCCGCAUACGCAGCAGUCAGUUGGAAGGGGACGUGAAAGAAGAGAUCCUUCAGCCCCCAGAGCCACGCCCGGUUCCUCCCAUCCUCACCCCGUCUCCCCCCUCUGCCUUCCCCACUGUCACCAACGUACGGCAGGACAACGACCGCUACCACCCCAAGCCUGUCAUCCACGUCCUGGCCUCCGCACAACAGCAGCCCCAGAACGCCCAACAGUCCCCCGACCUGAAGGAGAACUAUAACAAGACUUCAGAAAAGACAUCGUUGGACAGUGUCUCCCCAGGAGGCCCCCCAGCCCAGGCCCCCUCUCCCUCCUCCCCCUCCCCAGCGGACGGUUCAGUGCGUCUGGAGAGGAAGUUGAGUAUUGAGAUACAGAAGGUACCGUUACAGGAGGGUCCUAAGAGCUUCGAUGGUAACAGCAAGCUGCAUAGAUCCCAUGCCUUCAAGACCCGCUCCAACACCUCUAGUUCCUCUUUUUCUGAGGACUCAGGGGCCGACAUCAUAACGCACCAGGGUGCCUUUGGACCCCUCCCCGCCCGCCCCAACCACCUGCCCCUUACGGGGGAGAAGGUGGGUCAGGCAGGCUGGAUCAGCCCCGAGAAAGCCCCCACACCUCCAGCCCUGGUGGCUGGGUCAGAGAGCACCCCCACCUCCAAUCUGACCUCUUCCCAGCCUCUCUCCUCCACCUCCACCCCUGUCAGGACUGCUCUGAGCUUCACCAACCCUCUGCACUCAGACUUCCCUGAUGUGAUGGGAGAUGGAGGGAUCACUGGAGUAGGAGGAGGGGAGAGUUCCAGACCUUCAUGGUCCUCCAAGGCAACGGCCACGGUUACGGCGGCCCAUGGCGAACACCCGCACAGGAAGGUGUCGACCAUGUCCAUCGCCGGGCAACGGUCGCCGACGGAAACGGCAUCAAACAGUGACCAGAGUGAAGAUUCCCCUCCCCCUCUACCUGAGAGAACCCCAGAGUCCUUCAUUUUGGCCACAGACCCCUCAGAGUUAAAGGCACCAGGAUCAUCAGACUGGAGUAUUUCAGAGGACCAGUCAGGAAAAGGACCAGGUUUUCCUCAGGAGCAGAGGAGUACACAGGCACAGAUAGCAGAGAGAGACCCGUCAGGAGAGAGAAGUAAGAAGAUUUCAGACGCAGCAGGAGUGGAAACAUCACCUGCCAACACCACAGUAGCAGACUGCACAGCAGAGAGCAAGGCUGCCUCAGAGAUGGGAUACGGUAACCGCUGCACACAACCCAAAGGCCCCAGGGACCCCCCUACACAGUGGACAUGAUCAUGGCUUCUACCUAUAGUCUCCUCUUGCUUUGCCAACGCCCCCUUCACUGCCCCCCUCCACCCUCCAAAUCCUCCUUUAUCCCCACCUUGUCUCUUUCAAGUGCCACUGUGUAUGAAGGAGAUGACUGGGUGCUGCCCCAUCCUUGGACACUGCCACCUUUUCCUAACUAACUAAUAGGGCAGAUCUGAAAUGGCACCCUAUUCCCUAUAUAGUGCACUAUAUCUUUGGCCAGAGACUAAUGCGGCAGUCUUGUGCAUGUAGGUAAUAGGGUUCCAUUUGGGACGAAGCCUAAAACACAAUCUGCAAAGCAAUUCAGAUAAUCUACCCAGGACGCAACGGUACACCUUUCUUCUGUACUUGUGCCAGUUGCCAGGGGCUCUCUGUGUGCUGGUGCUAUAAUGUGUUUCCCAAAUGGCAUCCUAUUCCCUAUAUAGUGCACUACUUUUGACCAGGGCACAUAGGGUUCUGGUCAAAAGUAGUGUACUACAUAGGGAAUAGGGUGUCAUUUGGGACACCCUUUUAUCUUCUCACCUUCUCUGCUGGGACCAUACAAACCUGCCUUAUUCCCUUCAGGGCAAAUCCUAACUUCCAUUUAAGUUGAAUUUUCACUCGGUCAUGAUGAUGUGAAUGGGAGAGAAUUUGACUUAAGUGCAAGUUAGGAUUUGACUCUUAGUCAGAAACAAUCCGUCACACAUUGGAUCCUGGUUCCGUUUUUUGUGUUCUCUAUCCCAGAAAAAUACUUGACUUUCUCAGCUUCUGUACUUUUAGACUUGUAUUAUGACAAUACAGAAGAAUACAUGUAUCGCCAGGGACAGAGGACUACUGAUAUAUUAUUUUCUUUCACUUUCUUUUCUUUGCUAACUUCUCGAUAGCUAUAUAUGCAUUGUUUUAUAAAUGUACAGGGCAACUAGGUAUAUAAUAUUUCAAAUUUGCUAUCUCUAAAUAUUCUUAUUAACAGAAGAUGUAAGAAGUCUGUCCAUGACACCCUUCCCUCUCCCCAAUGUUCCUCCAACUGUAAAUUAUUUGCCCUCUUGUUUCUAGCAAAUAUUGCAGGGUUUUGUUCCUUUUUGUUCUAAUUAUGUUUAAACGUUUUUAAUCUGCUGGACCUGGCAUCGCGCCACCCUCUUGCUGAGAUGGCAAACGGGCUCAAGAUUGUGUAAUAAUAAUAAUGUUCUUUUUGUAAAUUGUAUUCUAAAGGUUAUUUUUGUAUA